This is a messenger RNA of Oryza brachyantha (malo sina), 1407 nucleotides long. RefSeq lists its product as uncharacterized. The coding region runs from base 49 to 978 and encodes 309 amino acids. The transcript has 10 exons. The record is from RefSeq and is a predicted model, not a curated record. Lineage: Eukaryota; Viridiplantae; Streptophyta; Magnoliopsida; Poales; Poaceae.
AUUGCUCUAUCCGAUUCCGGCCAGCAGCAGCAGCAGCGGCGAGUAAUAAUGGCGGCCAUGGCGAUGGUGUCCCUGCAACUCACAGCUGCGGCGAGGCCCAUGCGCAGCCGCCGCGCGCUCUUCGUCUCCACCUGCGCCGCUCCCCCUCGCCAGCGACCUCCUCCAAGCUCCACCAAAAACCGCCGGGCGCCGCGCCACGACGACGACGCCAGGAGGCGAAGUCCUCCUCCCAGGCCCACCCGCACCAGGGGCCCGCCUGGUCGCCACCAACAAUCCUACACGGACGACGACUACGAUGACCAAGACGAGGGGAGCUUCGCUGGGGGCACCCGGGUGGCCGCCAUGCCCAACCCGCCCGCGGGCUUCGUGCUGGACGACCAGGGCAGGUGCAUCGCCGCCGCCUCCAAGCGCAUCGUCACCAUCAUUGAUGAGACCAACAAGCGCCCAUUGGAGUGCAUCAUCAGGAGAGUGUUCCGGAGCACACAGGAGCAGGAGUGCAUGCUCCUUUGCCCAGUCGACAUGCCUGUGCAGGUCCUUAAGAGUGCCAAUUUCAGCGGCUGGGUUGCUAUUGAUGAUGACCAGCUUAAGGAAAUAAUUCCAUCCGUUGCAUAUGCGCUCGCUAGAGUGCAUAUGCACUUCGUGGAAAGUGGGUUCUGUUAUACGGCACGGGGUGGCUUCUGCUUUCCUGAAGACGCAAUUCAAGAAUUUCAUGAUUCUGAUGACGGCAGUGAUGGGGUACCUUUUGAAGGCGUAGAGAUUUGUUGUUUCAAUUUGGAUGGUGCACAUUAUAUGAUAUAUACACCAGUUGAUCCUCUUCUGUUCGUUGCAGUGAAGGAUAAAGAUGGUGUGCUACGCAUUGCUGAAGAUGAACUCAUGGAUGACCCUGCUGUUGUUGGCGCCAUAGACGAAGAGACAGAGUUCACCGCUUUGGUGGAGGAGGAAGAGGCCCUUCUUGAAUCAGUACUGGGUGAAAGAUGACCAUACAUGUAACCUAUAUUCAUGGUUGAUCAGAGCCGAAGAAUGCUAGGGAGGCCGUGACCAUCCAUCCACUUAGUAAGCUAGACGGCGAGAAGAUUUAUACGACAUAGGAAGGAACAUCAUAUCAGUGCUAAAGCAGCUUUAACUAGGGACUCAUGUUGAGCUGCUUCUCUUUGAUUAAAGAUUGCAAGCCAGCCAAGUUGUUCGUGCUAGCAUGGUUACUUGUUUAGGGGCACUAGUGGGCUCUCGGCUGGGAUUGGUUCCGCCCACCAGCUAUUUUUACUUUUUGUUGGGCUGACAGGCAGUUUGCCAAUGGCUUGUUUUUAUUUUUUAUUUUCCCUCUUUCUGUUCAACUCUGUCAGUGUCACUGCCUUUUGGACAGAAGAGCAAGUUCAAUAGCAUAACCAACUACUAGCUCUAAUUCAUCUA